AUGGUCUCUUCCACCGCCAUGCCCUGUGCUCCUCCUCGUCUCUUCUUCACAACCCAUUUCGUCCUUACCUUCCUUACGAUCUCGUGUCUCUGCAUUUCACUCGUCCGUGGCCUCAAAACCCCGUUUCGUCCCAAGGAUAUACUCCCUCUUUUGCCCAGAGAAGUCUCUUGGCCAAUUCUCAACGCUCUCCAUGGCGCGGUCGACAUUUUGCCCACCUUCGUAGGCGCCGCCUCGUCGCCGGACGAUGACUUGGAGUGGAAAGGGGCUUGCUUCUACAAGAACAGGGCGUGGCUAGAGUUUCACAACAAGAGCCAGAGUGAAUUUGGUGGAGGCACUCUUCAUAUCAAGGUUAGCAAUGCCCACAGUUGGACAUGCAUGGAUCUUUAUAUCUUUGCAACCCCAUAUCGUGUGACAUGGGACUAUUACUUUCUAUCUCGUGAACAUACCCUUGAAUUUAAAGAGUGGGAAAGCAAAGCUGAGUUUGAAUAUGUGAAGCAUAAGGGCAUUUCAAUUUUUCUUAUGGAAGCUGGAAUGCUGGGAACCCUUAAAGCUUUAUUUGAUGUCUUCCCCUUAUUCACAAAUACUGGAUGGGGAGAGAACUCAAAUAUUAAGUUUCUCAAGAAGCACAUGGGGGCUACCUUUGUAACACGUCCUCAGCCAUGGAUUACUAAUGUUAGCAUAGAUGACAUUCACCCUGGAGAUUUCCUUGCAUUAUCCAAAAUCCGGGGACGGUGGGGUGGUUUUGAGACUCUAGAGAAGUGGGUCACCGGAGCUUAUGCUGGUCAUUCUGCUGUUUGCUUGAGGGAUUCUGAAGGAAAGCUUUGGGUCGCAGAAUCUGGAAAUGAGAAUGAGGAGGGAGAAGAUGUCAUUGCUGUUUUGCCAUGGGAUGAAUGGUGGGACUUUGAGCUGACAAAAGAUGAUGCUAAUCCACAUAUAGCAUUACUUCCUUUGCAUCCUGAUGUCCGAGCCAAGUUUAAUGAGACUGCUGCUUGGGAGUAUGCACGAAGCAUGAUAGGCAAGCCUUAUGGUUAUCACAACAUUAUAUUUAGUUGGAUAGACACUAUUGAUGGGAACUAUCCACCACCAAUUGAUGCAAAUGUGGGCCUUAGUCUUCCUGAAAUUCUGGUGGAAACUGCUAGGCGUGGAUCAUCUUUUGAUGAAUUGUUGACAAUUCCUGAGCAGGAUGAUUGGAUAUACUCUGAUGGAAAGUCAACAUCAUGUGUUGCUUUCAUUCUUGAAAUGUACAAAGCAGCUGGAUUGUUUGAUCCAAUUGCAAGCUCCGUUCAAGUUACAGAGUUUACAAUAAAAGAUGCUUACUCUCUCAAGUUCUUUGAAAACAAUUCAAGCCGCUUGCCUAGGUGGUGCAAUGAAGGUGACACUGUGAAGCUUCCUUUCUGCCAAAUCAAAGGCAAGUAUCGAAUGGAACUACCUGGAUACAAUACCAUGGAUCCUUAUGCUCAUAUGAAUGAAAGGUGCCCAUCUUUGCCUCCUGAAUACUUCAGACCUAAGGGUUGUUGA
Messenger RNA from Thlaspi arvense, 1518 nucleotides. The record is from the annotation of a GenBank genome assembly. NCBI's taxonomy places the organism in Eukaryota, Viridiplantae, Streptophyta, Magnoliopsida, Brassicales, Brassicaceae.